Messenger RNA from Chlorocebus sabaeus (green monkey), 3051 nucleotides. It is a transcript of the gene ACO2, whose product is annotated as aconitase 2. Gene Ontology annotation, molecular function: aconitate hydratase activity; 4 iron, 4 sulfur cluster binding. The record is from RefSeq and is a predicted model, not a curated record. Gene Ontology annotation, biological process: tricarboxylic acid cycle. Gene Ontology annotation, cellular component: cytosol; mitochondrion. NCBI's taxonomy places the organism in Eukaryota, Metazoa, Chordata, Mammalia, Primates, Cercopithecidae.
UGGCCAGGUCCUGGCAGGUGCAUGAAAGUCUUAAAACACUCCUAGAUUUGGAUGGCAGAGAUAACUAAAGUUUGUUCUUGGAUAAAACAUAUUUGUGCUUGGUAUCUACUUCUGCAAGUGUCUUUAGGCAGUUCUAUUUCCUCUUGCGUGUCUGUUCAUUACUCUUGAGCUCCGCUCAUUGCGUUCACAGGGUUCUGGCGCCUCUAGGGAGGCCUCGCCUUCACCGUGACGCCCCACUCUUCCGGGCACGCCCCUGCCCAAAGGCUUUAAAAGGCGCCGUGUGGGACGUCACUUGCAUGCGACCUCAUCUUUGUCAGUGCACAAAAUGGCGCCCUACAGCCUACUGGUGACUCGGCUGCAGAAAGCUCUGGGUGUGCGGCAGUACCAUGUGGCCUCAGUCCUGUGCCAACGAGCCAAGGUGGCGAUGAGCCACUUUGAGCCCAACGAGUACAUCCACUAUGACCUGCUAGAGAAGAAUAUUAACAUUGUUCGCAAACGGUUGAACCGGCCGCUGACCCUCUCGGAGAAGAUCGUGUAUGGACACCUGGAUGACCCCGCCGGCCAGGAAAUCGAGCGGGGCAAGUCGUACCUGCGGCUGCGGCCGGACCGUGUGGCCAUGCAGGAUGCGACGGCCCAGAUGGCCAUGCUGCAGUUCAUCAGCAGCGGGCUGCCCAAGGUGGCCGUGCCGUCCACCAUCCACUGUGACCAUCUGAUUGAGGCCCAGCUCGGGGGCGAGAAAGACCUGCGCCGGGCCAAGGACAUCAACCAGGAAGUUUAUAAUUUCCUGGCAACUGCAGGUGCCAAAUAUGGCGUGGGCUUCUGGAAGCCUGGAUCUGGAAUCAUUCACCAGAUUAUUCUGGAAAACUAUGCAUACCCUGGGGUUCUUCUGAUUGGCACUGACUCCCACACCCCCAAUGGUGGCGGCCUGGGGGGCAUCUGCAUUGGAGUUGGGGGUGCCGAUGCUGUGGAUGUCAUGGCUGGGAUCCCCUGGGAGCUGAAGUGUCCCAAGGUGAUUGGCGUGAAGCUGACAGGCUCCCUCUCUGGUUGGACCUCACCCAAAGAUGUGAUCCUGAAGGUGGCAGGCAUCCUCACGGUGAAAGGUGGCACAGGUGCAAUCGUGGAAUACCACGGGCCUGGUGUAGACUCCAUCUCCUGCACUGGCAUGGCGACAAUCUGCAACAUGGGCGCAGAAAUUGGGGCCACCACUUCCGUGUUCCCUUACAACCACCGGAUGAAGAAGUACCUGAGCAAGACUGGCCGGGCAGACAUUGCCAAUCUAGCUGAUGAAUUCAAGGAUCACCUGGUGCCUGACCCUGGCUGCCAUUAUGACCAACUAAUUGAAGUUAACCUCAGUGAGCUGAAGCCACACAUCAAUGGGCCCUUCACCCCUGACCUGGCUCACCCUGUGGCAGAAGUGGGCAAGGUGGCAGAGAAGGAAGGAUGGCCUCUGGACAUCCGAGUGGGUCUAAUUGGUAGCUGCACCAAUUCAAGCUAUGAAGAUAUGGGGCGCUCAGCAGCUGUGGCCAAGCAGGCACUGGCCCAUGGCCUCAAGUGCAAGUCCCAGUUCACCAUCACUCCAGGUUCCGAGCAGAUCCGCGCCACCAUUGAGCGGGACGGCUAUGCACAGAUCUUGAGGGAUCUGGGCGGCAUUGUCCUGGCCAAUGCUUGUGGCCCCUGCAUUGGCCAGUGGGACAGGAAGGACAUCAAGAAGGGGGAGAAGAACACAAUCGUCACCUCCUACAACAGGAACUUCACGGGUCGCAAUGAUGCGAACCCUGAGACCCAUGCCUUCGUCACAUCCCCAGAGAUUGUCACAGCCCUGGCCAUUGCGGGAACCCUCAAGUUCAACCCCGAGACCGACUACCUGACGGGCACAGAUGGCAAGAAGUUCAAGCUGGAGGCUCCAGAUGCAGAUGAGCUUCCCAAAGCGGAGUUUGACCCAGGGCAGGACACCUACCAGCACCCCCCCAAGGACAGCAGCGGGCAGCAUGUGGAUGUGAGCCCCACCAGCCAGCGCCUGCAGCUCCUGGAGCCUUUUGACAAGUGGGAUGGCAGGGACCUGGAGGACCUGCAGAUCCUCAUCAAGGUCAAAGGGAAGUGUACCACUGACCACAUCUCGGCUGCUGGCCCCUGGCUCAAGUUCCGUGGGCACUUGGACAACAUCUCCAACAACCUGCUCAUUGGUGCCAUCAACAUUGAAAAUGGCAAGGCCAACUCCGUGCGCAAUGCCGUCACUCAGGAGUUUGGCCCCGUCCCUGACACUGCCCGCUACUACAAGAAACAUGGCAUCAGGUGGGUGGUGAUCGGAGACGAGAACUACGGCGAGGGCUCGAGCCGGGAGCAUGCAGCUCUGGAGCCUCGCCACCUUGGGGCCCGGGCCAUCAUCACCAAGAGCUUUGCCAGGAUCCACGAGACCAACCUGAAGAAACAGGGCCUGCUGCCCCUGACCUUCGCUGACCCAGCCGACUACAACAAGAUUCACCCUGUGGAUAAGCUGACCAUUCAAGGCCUAAAGGACUUCACCCCUGGCAAGCCCCUGAAGUGCAUCAUCAAGCACCCCAACGGGACCCAGGAGACCAUCCUCCUGAACCACACUUUCAAUGAGACGCAGAUCGAGUGGUUCCGCGCCGGCAGUGCCCUGAACAGAAUGAAGGAGCUGCAGCAGUGAGGGCAGUGCCUCCCCGUCCCCUGCCCCGCCCCAGCGCUGGCAUCAAGUUCAGCCCCACGUGCGCCAUCAGCGGAUCCGAUGCAUCCAGUCAUGGCUUCUUUUUCCAAGAUGGUGUGACCAGACAUGCUUCCUGCUCCCUGCUCAGCCCACGGAGUGACUGUGGUUGUGGUGGGGGGGUUCUUAAAAUAACUUUUUAGCCCCUGUCUUCCUAUUUUUAGUUUGGUUCAGAUCUUAAGCAGAUCCAUGCAAUUGUAUUUAUUUUUGAUGACAACACUCCCAUCUAAAGUUUUUCUCCUGCCUGAUCAUUUCGUUGGUGGCUGAAGGAUUCUGGAGAACCUUUUGUUCUUGCAAGGAAAACAAGAAUCCAAAACCAGUGACUGUUC